This is a messenger RNA of Chroicocephalus ridibundus (black-headed gull), 5283 nucleotides long. It is a transcript of the gene BORCS6, whose product is annotated as BLOC-1 related complex subunit 6. Gene Ontology annotation, cellular component: BORC complex. NCBI's taxonomy places the organism in Eukaryota, Metazoa, Chordata, Aves, Charadriiformes, Laridae. Gene Ontology annotation, biological process: lysosome localization. The record is from RefSeq and is a predicted model, not a curated record.
AUGGUGGCGCAAUCGGAUCCGUUGCUAGGAGAACAUGGCGGGGGAGUGAAAGGAGCAGCCAGCAGCGCCCGGUGUUGUUACCCGAGCGGGGCACGCCCCCUUCCGCCCCCGCGCCAAUCGUCGUGCGAGGACGGCGCGAACGGCGCGCCUCUCCAGCGGCCGCCUCCAAUCGCGGCCGAACGCCGGCUUCCCUGGCCCCGUCUCGGCCAGUCAGAAGCGACACAAACCUCCGCAGGCCGCCCAAUCCGGGCGGACACAAACAGCGGGCACGCCCCAGUCUCCGAGUCACGGGCCCGCAGUGCGAAGUCAGCGGAGGGGAGAGGCGGGUCUCCGUGCUCUAGCCGUCGGCCAAUCGGACGGCACACAAACAGCCGCGGCCCCGCCCCGCCGGGCCCCGCAGCCAAUCGAAAGGGACGUAAACAGGCGGCGGCGCGCCCCCUGCUGGGCGGCGGCGCGCCGACGGACAAGCACGCGUCGCCCGCCAUGGAGGUGCCGGCCCUGCGGCCCGCGGCGGCCGCCGGGCUCCCGGCAGCGGCGGCGGAAGAGGGACCCGGCCGUGAGGCGGCGGGGCGGCGGAGCCUGGAGGCGCUGAGCCUGGCUGCCGGUGGGGCAGCGGCGGGGCGGCAGGUGCCGGAGGGGCGGCGAGCGACGCUGGCGAGCGCCCUGGAGCUGGAGGGCACGGUGCUGCGCGAAGGGCCCCUCACCCAGUUUGUGGCCAACAACCUGGAGCGGCGGAUCCGGCUGAGCGGGGCCCCGCGGGGCGAACAGCCGGCGGCGGCGGCGGGGGGCGGCACCGGCGGCGGCAGCUCCAUCCCUGCCAUCGACCCCGGAGCGCUGCAGGAGGUGGUGGCCCUGGCCGGGCAGGUGGCGGCGCAGGUGGACGAGCUGCUGCGCAACGUGCACUGCGGGCUGCAGGCCCUGACGGCCCUCAGCGUGGGCUGCAUCCAGACCUACCGCGACGGGGUGGAGAGCCUGGGGGAGGCGGCCGACCUCAGCAUCCGCGCCAUGUACGCGCUGGUGGCCCGCUGCGAGGAGCUGGACCGCGCCAUGCAGCCCGUGCCCGCCCUGGCCAAGCGCAUCCGCGACAUGAAGGGCACCCUGGAGCGGCUGGAGGGGCUCUGCAAGUAGCGCCCCCCUUCCCGCUGCCACCGGGAUGCCCAGCCAGGGGCCCACGGGGCUGGAAAGCCGGGCCCCAGCCCUGUGCCAGCAACGAGCCCGCUUGGGCCUUCGCCGGGCUCUUGGAGGGGGGCUCGGCCGGCCUGGCAAGCCCCGGCCCAGCGGCUCCUCGCCCCGCCGGGCUUCCCGGGGCUGCUGCUCUCCCUCGCCGGUAGCCCCGCCGCCGGGCCCGCACGCGGCAUCCUCAGCUCUUCACCUAAGACAUCCUUCCUCUCGCUCCGUGCCCCCCUCUGUGACCAGCCGACACCUGUGGCCGGCCACUUCCCUGGUGUUAAUCUGGAGGAAGGGAAGUUUUCUGCAACCGAUGAAGGCAAAGGUCCCAGUUGAAGUCGCGGGGUAAAUGGCAGACGGUGCUUUUUAGCUUCAGCUCCAUUAAAGAAUUUGGAUUCCACAUGCCUUACGCUUUCUAUUUAUUGAGGGCUAGGAAAAACUAACCAAUCUUAAUUAAAAGCGGCUGUUAAUAUUUUUUUUUAAACCAAAUUUAAAAUUGUUGUGAAUACUUGCUUGAUGCUUACAGGCAUACGUGCUUAUUUGUAGUUGACUUGGUGCCUGACGAGUAAUUCUCACUUGUGCUGUUACAGCAAACAAACACGCAGAACACUGCUGUUUCAUACAGGACAGAGAUGUCAAGAGAAGAUAAGAGGAAAUUUAAUAUAUAUAGCAAAGACACUUGCUGUCUGAGAAGAAUAUAAAAUCCGUGGAAUAUAAUUGAGGUUCAGAUAAGAUCAAAUCUAUUUGCAAAGUUCUAAAUAAAAGCCUUCAGAUAAAAUACGCUUUGCCUCAAUUAGUCUCUACAGUUUUCGCAGUGCAGAAGUUUAAAUGGCAUCACUGUGAAAUAUCCUGUGAUUUUGAUUUUUUUUUUUUUUUAAUUGGGAAAAUACCAAUUUAAUUAGAUGUGGCACUUGAAUAUGUGAUGAUGUUACAUGGGUGUAUGACUGACAUAAAAUGGGUACUUUGGGAGUAUUUAUUUGUAUAACUUGAAGCUUUUGUAUAUGCAUCGCUGUAUGCAGAAGUGAUUUUGCUGUAUCAGUAAGUAUUUCCUCUGAGGCCUGAGAGUAGCCGAAUUCUCUGCUUGCUAUGGUUCCUAUGCAACUAGCCUCUUAGAUGACGCUCUUUGCAAUCCAUUUAGGUUGCAGAUGUCCUUGUAACAAGAUUCAGCAGAGAAAUGAUCACUGUGAUCUUAUGUAUGUGUAAUGGUGCUUUCGGUGACCAGCGGCUCCUAAAAGCCUUGGAGCAAAAGUAGCCAGAAAUACUACACAAGUCCUGUAACUUUUGGUUGGAGAGCAGAUAGGUUUAUGAUGGGUGCAGCUGCCACCCCACCGUAAUCUCAUUAAAAACACCAAAUGAGCGGUGGAUGCUGUGGUACACUGCGCUGCUGCAUGUAAACAAUGCGGAAUUGUAACAAAAUAAUUUGGUUUUAUGCCACCCUGGUUUGCAUAAUACUAGUCUCUGGCCUAUUUUAGGCUGCUGAAUGUGGCCAUGUCUCUCCCUCAGCACAGGGAUGUGUUUCAUGUGUGGUCUUCCGUUCCUAGCAACGGGCUGUGCCACGGUCGUGAUCCUUGUGGUCACAGCUCUCGUGGGUGGUACUGUCUUCUGGGGAAUGGCUGUGGCUCCAGAAAGGGACCAGAGGUCUAACAGAGGUUGGUGGAGGAAACAGGAGAACUUAACUGCCCCUGCCCAUGGGCCUGGAAGACACUAAAGAUUUUGUAACACCAAAGCAACAGCUGUACUUUUAAUAAUUGUGGGGUGUUAUUCUUGGGAAAGUUUGAACUUGUCUGUCAUGGAGAUGCAGUACUUUUCCUGUGUAUGUUUUGUACAUGUCAAGAGGGAAAACCAAAGUUUGAUCUUCUUGCUUAACUUGUGAGUAUUGUUGAAAUGUUCAGGAAAGACCUGAAAGCUUAUUUGUAUAGCCACAUAUGUACAGCUAUGUGUUAUUCAGACAGGGUAAGGUGAAGCCUUUAAAGCAUAUGCAUUUCAGUACGCUAUUGGUUUUUGAUAGCAUUUUAUUUGCAGUCACCUACGUUCGAUGCUAAUUCCCUGCUAAAAUUGUCAAAUCUGUAGAAUAAAAUGAUUACUUUUAUGUUUUUAAUGGUUAGUGAUUAGUUGUUGUUGAAGUGUUUCGCUUCUUAAUUAUUGCUUUUCUUAUUUGGUAAAAUAAUUUGAAAGCUAAUUUAAACUCUGCUCCUGCAUCUGCACAGAGACCCAUUAAUGUGAUUGCAGAGCCGGUUUCAGUCUAGGUCCUCAGGCAGUAAUUUCUGACGCUGAUGUCAUUCAUGUGAUGAAAAAGGGAUGACUAGUGAAUUACAAGCAUGAGGGAAGCGGUAAUUACAUUGUUUGGCUUUGUUUUUUCUAAUAUCUGUCUGAAAGCUUCAGCUUGUUUGAAGAGCAGACUUCGCUGAGCUCGGUGAAGCGGCUCCUGUUCCCCGGUGUCUGCCUUGUAUGUCCCUGGGGCAGGCAUGGCCGAAACGAUGCCAGCCUGUUCCGUGCCACCACUGUCGAUGCCGAUCUGUUAUCACAUAGCUGCUAUGGUUUCCAGCCCCUUUCCCUGUCCAUGCCGACCUCCAUUGCUGCAGGAAUGGUGACACUUGCCAGCGUCUGUGCCAGCACUGCUCUGGUGCCAGCCCAGCCCUUAAAGUCCCAUGUGAACCGCUCGUGAGCUACGUGCGGCUCGGUAGCCACCAGUCAACCUGGUCCUUCUGCAGCCAGAGACUUGUGUACUGCCUUUUUCAUCCCAGUCCAGGCUUUCUUCUGCAUAUUCUGUGUUAAUUCUGGCACUUUCCACCUUUUGGAUGUUGAACAUGAAAGCUUUUGGGUUCUUUUAGGCUUUUUUUUUUUUUUUUUUUUGCUUAAUCAGUCAGUGAGUGGAGUAAAUCCAUGUUUGGGUUUUCCAAGACCUUCAAAUGGGUUUGCAUAUAUUUUCUUGCUUAGUCACUCAGCUUUACAAUUGGUCUUGUUUUUCUUUCCUCGUCAGCUGCUGAGAACUUUUCAUUGUAACAACAUGGGCAAGGUCAAAGAAGAAAACUAACAAAUGACGUGCAGAGCACUAAGCAAAGCCAGAUACAGAAUUAGCUGUGUGCCAGGAAUGACUUCCCUGCUGUGAUAACUGCCAGUGACUCUGUUAGGAAUUAGGUUACUCUGUUAGGAAUUAGGUUAGUUUGAUAAUUCUUUUUUUUUUUUUUCUUCAGGGCGAGUGUUGCCUCUGACUACGGAAAUCCUCUUUCUGAUGAAGGCUGGGACUUUCCAGUGACGUGUCCUCAGCUGGAAGGAGAGGGGAGUUUCUCAUCGCUGAGCAACAUGGGGAUUUUCCAUUUUCCAGAACGCUUCCCGCCUGCCAUUUAUGGUUGAUGAUACGGUCUAGUUUGGUUUUGUUUCCCUCUUUAAAGAAGGAGAUGUGCAACUACAAGCCUUUCAUCUCUCCUGCUCCAAUGUCAUCUGCUUUCUUUUGUCUGCCAAGAGCAACUGGAAAGUGAUAACAGUGUGUGUCCCCGGUUUUCCCCCGUUCAUCAUUUUCCACAGCCACCCCCUGUACCACAUGUCCCCCGGCAAAAUCUUGUUCUGGACCUCAUCGCAUCUCAGUGUUACUGUAUCGUCCCGCUUAUCUUCUGUCUUCAGUUGCAUGACUUACUACAUCAGUGGUGUUAUCGUACUACCAAGGCACCAACCUUCUUAUUUAGCUCAGUUAUGUCCUCUUUCAGCUGCCCUUGUUGUUUUUCAUACAUAUUCCACCUCAAAAUUCAAAAUGUUUAUCUGCAAGUCCUGGCUGCCUACCCGACCCGUUCUCUUUUGAUGUCACCCAUUCCUUUAUUCUUUAAAAUCUCUUAGUAAAUUACCUUACGCGUGCUUUCACUGUGCCUUCCUUGCUGCUGUCUUCUACAAAGCUCCUUGUAUCCAGGAUACCCAUUCUUGUUUUUAAAUCAACCCUCGUGAACAGGCAACUGAGAAACUACAUAGAUAGUAGAUUUCUACUUAUUACACUAAGCAGAAGGCAUUACAGAAAAAUUAAACAUCUGUAACAGAAGAGAGCUAGGUCUUAUUACAUGGUCCUGAUCUACUUUAAUAAUACACCAACAAAUGCAAAUAAAACUGAACAAGCUGUUUGCAAAAUAA